AUGAAACUGACACCAAGAUAUCCAGAUGAGUUAUUGUUCCAAUGCCGUUGGAAGUAUGCAAUUUGGAUAAGCCAUUUAGGAGAUAUCACGUUUGUACUGAAGACUGGUCCACAGCCGGCCGAACGCACUCGGCCGGACAGGAAGGGAAUUGGCUUCGCUCGGCCUUCUCCAGGACGGAUCCGACCCGGGAGGCAAUGGACCACGAUCGACCGAGACAUCACAUCACGGCCGACCGACCGUGCGACCCGGGAACACCGCGUCGACCCGAUCUCCGCGAACAAGAAGCCCACUUAUGCAGUUUUGACAAUUCUCAGCCCAAUUAACCUAAACCGACUUGUGAAGACCUAG
Microthlaspi erraticum is the source of this 348-nucleotide messenger RNA. Lineage: Eukaryota; Viridiplantae; Streptophyta; Magnoliopsida; Brassicales; Brassicaceae. The record is from the annotation of a GenBank genome assembly.